UGCGCAAUAAAAGCGAACCGGCCGGCGGAAGGCGGAGCGAAAACAACCAUUUGGCGUCGGUAGCUUCGAGGGUCUUUGCCUUUUCAAGCCCUUCGGCCGGAAGAUGCACAACUAUCAAACCACAUCGGAGAAAGAGGAAGUGGGCGAGGCGAGCCUGCGGAUUUCGGCUCAGUCGUCUGGAAUUGCUGCACAAGUCGGUUGCUUCGCGUCUUGGCUCUCCUUCCAAUGACCUGCAAGGUGACGAUCUCCUCUCCUUUGAGGCUCGUUGAAAUGGUUCGAUUCGUGUUAGCUGGGGUGAAUUCAAAAUGAUGCGAUGAAAUGGAUGGAUCUAAUAGCGUCAUUUGGCAGGAGGAUGUUGCAGCAGGUGCACCAAGCAGGAGUCUCUUCAGGCCCUUCGGCAUCCCGCCCUUAGGACUGCCAAAACUUUGGUAUGUCUGCCUGGGUGGAAAGUGGGCAGUCUUUCUCCAGAUGAGCAAUGUUGUUUAUAUUCUCUCAAUGGAAAGGUAUUCACCAACCUACCAAGAAAGAAGAAAGCAACUUAUUAAUGACUGGAAGCCAAAGAGAAAGGAAGAGAGAGAGAGAAAGAAUGGAUUGAAAAUGGUGAUGUUACAGAAGCCUCUUGAUGAUACAGUAUUUAUGUGAUGCUGGAUAACAAUGAAAUUGACACCGGUGGAAUAUGGGCAAUUUGGCAGCAUCUUAUGUGGGUGAGAAAGAGAUGAGGGGAUCAUGUGGUCUCAUUGCUCCAAAACCCAUAUUUUGUGCUUCUUUCUGGCACUGUUGGCUAUUUUGGCAUUAGUCCACAACUUUUAUCAACUAGAGAAUCUCAAUACCGCAGGUUUUAAGUGGUUGGUAGAAGAGGAUGAAUCACAACCCUCAUUGCAUACAACUGGAACACACAGAAAGCUGUACUGUGGUUAUGAGCAUCAGGUUUUGUCCAAGAUUGAACAAAAGGAAGAAGAAUCUUUAUUUGCUGCUGUACAGUGGCCCAAACCUCCUGAGAACAAAGUCCCCUUUGUAAGGAGUACUGACCCUUUCCAUAGUAACUUUAUGAUACUAAAUAGUAAUGCAAAUUACAGAGUUGGUGAUCAGCUGGAAGUACUUGUCCAUAUGAAGGAUUAUGACGGAAAUCCCAAGCAAUAUGGUGGCGAUUAUCUUCAGUCAAGAAUUCAUUCUGCCGAUCUGAAAGCAGGAGCCAUUGGAAGAACUGUAGAUUAUCAGAAUGGCUCAUACAGAAUCUUUUUCAAAUUACUUUGGCCAGGGGAGGUCACAGUAUCUGUGUCCUUGGUUCAUCCUAGUGAAGGAAUCCAACUCCUUUACCGUUUACAAGAAGAAAGACCAGACAGGGCCUAUUUUAAAAGCUUAUUCAAAUCAGGAAGGAUUUCAGAAAUUACUAUAUGCAAUGUGUGUUUGCCUGGAGACAUGCCAGUCUGUAACUUUACAGAUAGGUAUACUGGAGAACCAUGGUUUUGUUACAAGCCAAGAAGACUCUCCUGUGAUACUAGGAUCAACCAUUUUAAAGGGGGACUUAAAAAGGGCCUUUUAACUUCAGAAGAGAGUAACUUUUUCCAAAGUGGUGUGAAUAUAAAAAUGCCAAUACCUUCCAUUGGGCCUGAUACUGUGAUUGUAAGACCUUUGGGGCAUGGAGAACUGAACAGUCUAGAAAGUUCUCACAACUCUGAUGUAUUUCCUUCUGGUUAUUAUUAUCAAGAUGAAUGGCAACCAAGGACACGGUUGAUUCGGCAUUUUAAUAAGUCAUCAGAUAUUACUGAAUGUUUACAGGGAAAACUUAUUUACUUGUUUGGAGACUCUACAAUCAGACAGUGGUUUGAAUACCUGACAAAAUUUGUUCCAGAUCUUGUGGAAUUAAACCUUGGAAGUUCUAAGAAAGUUGGUCCUCUCAUGGCUGUGGAUCCAAAGCACAACAUCUUACUAAAUUUUCAUUGCCAUGGCCCUCCCCUUCGUUUUUUCACAGUUUUUACCAGUCAACUGCAUUAUAUUGCCAAUGAACUGAAUCGUAUUGUUGGUGGGAAGAACACUGUGAUAGCCAUAACUAUUUGGUCUCACCUUAGCACUUUUCCUAUAGAAGUGUACAUCAGGAGAUUGAGAAAUAUUCGCAGGGCAGUUGUUCGGCUAUUGGAACGGAGCCCAAAAACUUAUAUAGUCAUCAAAACUGCCAAUGUUCAAGAACAUGGCCCAGAAGUUAGCCUUUUCAACAGUGACUGGUAUGCCUAUCAGCGUGACACAAUAAUGAGGAAGAUGUUCUCAAAAAUUGGGGUGUACUUUGUGGAUGCUUGGGAGAUGACACUGGCUCACCGUUUGCCACAUAAAUUACAUCCAGAAAAUAUUAUUCUCAAAAAUCAGUUAGAUGUUUUGUUGUCUUUUAUAUGCCCACUGGAAACACACUACAGGUUCUUAACUGGUAUACAUAAUCAAAUGUGGUCUAUAUUUGUAUAAUUCAGCAUUCUGCACUAUUAAAUGAAGCAUUGCUGAUUUGUUGUGGUCAGAAUUUGCAUCACAUCUAGCACAACUUGCACAAAAGCAAGCACAUUUAUAUUUACUGGGGGCAGGGAGAAUUCUGUAUGUGCAUUACGUUUUUACACUGGCCCAUGUUCCUCCCCAACCUCCUCACUGUCCGACUCCGCUGACAGCUUUGCAGGCUGCUGGCAGACCACAACAUCCAACCUUCCCCUUUUAUGAUGCAUGUAUUGGUGUAUUCAGGUUCUACACCUCACUUGUAUAAAAUAUUUUUUUUAACUAGGGCUAAGCACACUUCAGACAUUAUCAAGAAAAAGUGAUUUGGAACUUAGGUAAACACUAAGCCUUUUUUGUGUUCAUUAAAACAGCCAUGCCUGAAAAAAAUACAGCAGUGAUAAUCACCUCCAAAAUAAAAGGGAAUAUUCUUCUGUUUUUCCUAUUGGCCUCAGCUUCUUGUCUGAUUACUAAAGAGUUAGAGCUAGAACAAGAACAAAAAAAUAAUAGGCAAGUUUUUGGAAGAAUUUUGGUAAGGAUAGAUGCAAUUAAGGCAGACAUUACAGUUAUUUUUCAUCACUGUUUUAACUGUGAAUAAUCUUUAUGCAAAACAAUCGUUAAAGGAGGAUUACCUGUAUUAAAAUCACAAUAAAUAAUUAUGAGAAGUGAUAAUGAUAUCAAAAGAUUAAUAAACACUGCAUUCUUUUGUCCAAUACUUUUGCCUUUAAAGGUACCUUUAAUUCUUGACAUAAGCUAUUACAUGCUUCUUUCCUGGAGGGCGAGAAUGAUUGACCAUUGUUUUUGUGUAAAUUUUCAUAAGUAGGAACCUUAGCAGCCAAAAAGGAACAAUCAUAUUUGACCCAUGCUAUGUGACCUUGAUCCUAUUUUCAUGCCAAAAAGUAAGUAAGCCUAGAAAUUAAUUUCUGUUCUGUCCACAAAAGUAUCUAAAUCUAAAAGAAAUGGCACAGAAUUAAAUAUUCCUUAUCUUAAAUGUUCUAAAAAUUCCAUAUAGCCAAUUCAUAAUUGUUUAUUUUCAAGUCAGAGAAGUACUAAAAAGAUCUUCAUGAAUCAGACUAAAGCUUGCAUAUUGCAAUGUUAUAGGUAGUCGUCCUCUUACAACCAUUCAUAUAAAUCGAACCAAUAAAUAAAUAAAUUGUGGUUGUAAAUUGAGGACUACCUGUACAAGAUCUUAACUUCCAUGUCUGAAUCUGUCACAUCCCAUGCAAUGGCCUCUUGAUUUCCUGCCUUAGUUUCACCAUCUACAAGUUCAUUUCUCUUGAAUUGUUAAAUGGGAAUAAAUUUUAAUUCUAGUAUGACAUUCAAACUGAAACGUUUCCUCAGUUUCUUCAAAAGACAGAUAUUCCGGGGCAUAAUAUCUUUAUAAGGAGUUCACCUGACAUGGGAUUAUUUUUCAGUUUUCAAUACAAGAUAUAUUUCAUCAUUUUUAAUCACUGUACUUUUAAUCACUCAGAUAAAUUACGUUUACUGGUAUAUUUUCUCAUGUAUAUUUUCUCUUGUUGCUUGCCCUUCAUCCUCUUUGUAAAAGGCAUUUUUUCAUGGUAAUUCUUGAAAUUCUGCUUUAUCCGCAGUGUUGGCAGAUUAUAGUAAUGCAAGGGCAUUUCUGCUACAUCAGGUAAGAAGCAGACUCUUCCCCAGGUAAUGACCAGGUUUGAAGGUCAUGUUCCUUCCUGUUUGCUGGCCAUGUAUGUCUGCAUGAAGAAUACCAAUGUUAAAAAUAAUGGAAGUGAUUUUGAAGUGAGAUUUUAGGCUUCCUCAUCUACUGCUACUUUGCAAAAUGGAGAUCUACAUGUCAAACUUGAGAAUUGAAAGUUUCUAUGAUUCAUUGUUGCAUGAUAACAGUUUUAAAAAUACACUUCUCAGUGGUGAAUGUCUGCAAUGUUUGAUAGAUAUAUGGAAACAUUUAAUAUUUUACCAGUAAUAAUACAAAAAAAUCUGAGUUUAUAACCAUUGUGAUUAUUACUAUUAACAUGCAGAAAAUACUUAAUUUUCCUGUAAACAAUGGAUUUUAUGAGCUAACAGUUGGCUGUCUGAUGACUUUACAGCAAUCAUUAAUCGCACAUUUGUGUAAAAAUUUUAUCAAUCAAAAUGUGUAUUAUUUUUAAUUUAUUAAAUAAAUAUUAAAUUUGUACUUUA
Messenger RNA from Pantherophis guttatus, 4623 nucleotides. RefSeq names its product neurexophilin and PC-esterase domain family member 3 (gene NXPE3). The record is from RefSeq and is a predicted model, not a curated record. NCBI's taxonomy places the organism in Eukaryota, Metazoa, Chordata, Lepidosauria, Squamata, Colubridae.